AACAAACAUUGUGACGGUCAGUGGUGUCCGUGGCGUAUGAGACCUGUUGCCCUGUCUUAAGUGCUCCAAUCAGUGCCAUACGAAAAAUCCUGAUCGGUAUAUUUGUGUUGUUUUGAGUUCAAUAAUUCAAACACUAUGUCGAACACAGCGCGUUUCGCCGACGCUGACGCAAACUUGUGGCUUAACCAGCCACCUAUCAACGAACAGAAUAACUUUCCCGGUAGUUCGUACUCGACAGAACAACAGCAAAUAUACCCGGGUCCAAAUUACAAUCAAAAUUAUUCGGAUCAGGAUUGUUCAGGCUCCUCCAGCCUUUUGGAGAUGCUAUUACGCCAGGGGAAAGAGACAGUUGCCCAAGAUCGCGUUAAUCCUGGUAAAAACCGGGGAGCACCACUAGGCGGGCAGAAUGUGUCUAAUAUUCCCUGUCAGUCUGCUCCGUACACACCAUCGUCCUCGACUGGCAGAAUGUCUCCUAUUGUCGCUUUUCUACCGGAUGCCCAAGCACAAGUUCGACAGCAAGAAAUUCAAAAUGGAUACUUGCCGAACCACCAAGGUUAUCAUGUACAACAAUAUUCUAACAGUGGCGUAACCCCAUCUAUGAUGAUGGCAUCAAACUCGCGCACGAACUAUGUCGCGCAGCAUAGAUACGCUGCUUACCUAAAUGGUCAAGUUACUGAGAGGCGAAACCCUGCCGAAAUUAAUGAGUUCGCGGACGAGCAGACGCUCCAGCAGGUGGAAUAUCCAUGGAUGAGAUCUUAUUUUAACAUAUAUGUUGAAGAUGAAAAGACAUCGAGGCCUCCCUUUUUGAAUAUUCGGGAAAAGCCUAAUACCCUACUCCAGACACUUACUGUAAAUACACUUAAAGUAAUAAAACUAAGAAAUAGUUGUGCUCAAGGACAUGAUACUGAACAUCAAGGUUACGUUACAGGCGAUGGAAAAAACGUUGGACAGAAGCGGACCCGACAAACAUAUACUCGAUUUCAAACGCUGGAACUGGAAAAAGAAUUCCACUAUAACCGCUACCUCACUCGAAGACGUCGCAUCGAGAUAUCUAAGGCUCUCUCUUUAACUGAACGCCAGAUCAAGAUCUGGUUCCAAAAUCGGCGAAUGAAGGCGAAAAAGGAUGGUAAACUCGCUCAACCCGCAUUACAAGAGGCGAACAGGGACGACCCACCCGCUUACUCCGCAUCAGAAGGAAAUUCAGAAGGCAGCAGUUCGCCGAGUCACAAUGCUUCGCUCGUCGAUACGCUGCCGGUCACAGCGUACCCAGGACCAAGCACCGCACCAAUGAUGCAGCCAGGACAAGUUGCGAUGCCCGCUCAUCUAGUUGCUGCCAGCAUAUGUGAAAUAUUUGGACCCGGUGGAGAAGCAGAACUGUAUAAAUUUCAAUCUUUAACAUGUACAACUUUGUACAACUUUUGGGUAAGAAUGUAUCAUGAAUAUAAAUGA
Molecule: messenger RNA, 1449 nt
Organism: Bombus huntii
Lineage: Eukaryota; Metazoa; Arthropoda; Insecta; Hymenoptera; Apidae
Product: homeobox protein Hox-A1-like
Exons: 4
Coding region: 136-1449 (437 amino acids)
Biological process (GO): regulation of transcription by RNA polymerase II; anterior/posterior pattern specification
Cellular component (GO): nucleus
Molecular function (GO): RNA polymerase II cis-regulatory region sequence-specific DNA binding; DNA-binding transcription factor activity, RNA polymerase II-specific
Source: RefSeq, a predicted model, not a curated record